UCAGUCGGCCGGGAGCGGCGCGCGGGGCGCUCGGGACGCGGGGCGCGGGGACCUCACGCCGCCCGCCCGCCGCCCCGCGAUCGCGAUGCCCGGGCCGCCGCGGGCCCGGCCGCAGGUCCCGCCGCCGCCGCCGCCGCCGCUGCCGCUGCUGCUGCUCGUGCUGGCGGCCUGCGGGGGCCGCGCCGCGCCCGCGCCCCGCGCCGAGGACCUCAGCUCGGGGGUGGCGUGGCUGGGCCGGUUCGGGUACCUGCGCCCCGCGGACCCGGCCGCCGGGCGGCUGCCGGCGCCGGAGGAGCUGGCCGAGGCCCUGGCCGCCAUGCAGCGCUUCGCGGGCCUGGAGGCCACGGGCGUCCUGGACGCGCCCACCCUGGCCCGGAUGCGGACCCCGCGCUGCUCCCUGCCGGACCGCCCGGGCCCCGGCCCCGCCCGGCGGAGGCGCCAGGCCCCGGCCCCGGCCACGUGGAGCAAGAGGAACCUGUCCUGGAGGGUCCGUACGUUCCCGCGGGACUCGCCGCUGGGCCGGGACACGGUGCGGGCGCUCAUGCACUACGCCCUCAAGGUCUGGGGCGACAUCACGCCCCUCAACUUCCACGAGGUGGCGGGCAGCUCGGCCGACAUCCAGAUCGACUUCUCCGCGGCCGAGCACAACGACCCCUUCCCCUUCGACGGCCCCGGGGGCACCGUGGCCCACGCCUUCCUGCCCGGGGAGCACCCGGCCGCCGGCGACGCCCACUUCGACGCCGAGGAGGCCUGGGCCUUCCGGGCCGCGGAUGCCCACGGCGUGGACCUGUUCUCGGUGGCCGUGCACGAGUUCGGCCACGCCAUCGGGCUGAGCCACGUGGCGACCACGCAGUCCGUCAUGCAGCCCUACUACCAGGGCCCGGUGGGUGACCCGCUGCACUACGGGCUCCCCUACGCGGACCGGGUGCGCGCCUGGCAGCUGUACGGCGUGCGGGAGUCCGUGUCCCCCACAGCACAGCCGGACACCAGGGAGCCCGGGGGCCCUCGCCUCCUGCCGGCACCCCCUGACCGCCGGCCCAGCGCCCCGCCCGGCAGGGACGUGCCGCACAGGUGCAGCGCCCACUUCGACGCGGUGGCGCAGAUCCGCGGCGAGGCCUUCUUCUUCAAAGGCAGGUACUUCUGGCGGCUGACCCGGGACCGGCACCUGGUGUCGCCGCAGCCGGCGCAGAUGCACCGCUUCUGGCGGGGGCUGCCCGCCCAGCUGGACGGCGUGGACGCCGUGUACGAGCGCGCCACCGACCACAAGAUCGUCUUCUUCCGAGGAGACCGAUACUGGGUGUUCAAGGACACGCACGUGGAGGAGGGAUUCCCGCGGCCGGUGUCCGACUUCGGCCUCCCGCCCGGCGGCGUGGACGCCGCCCUCUCCUGGGCCCGCGGCGACAAGACGUACUUCUUCAAGGACCAGCUGUUCUGGCGCUUCGACGAGCUCACGCGCAGCAUGGACCCCGGCCACCCGGCCCCCGGCCCGGCCUGGGGGGGCGUGCCCCGGACGCUGGACGCCGCCAUGCGCUGGUCUGACGGGGCCGCCUACUUCUUCCGCGGGGCGGACUACUGGAAGGUGCCGGACAGCGAGCCGGCCGCGGUGCCCGGCUACCCGCAGCCCACGGCGCGGGACUGGCUGGCGUGCAGGGACCCGCAGGCCGGCCCCGGGGGCGCGGGCACGGAGGGCGAGGCGGGGGCCCACGCCCCGGCCGGCCGGCAUGACCGCAGCCGCGCGGAGGACGGCUUCCAGGUGUGCGCCUGCAGCUCCGGGGCCGCCCGCCCGCCCCUGCCCGCCCGCCCGCUGCUGGCCGCCGCGCUGCUGCCCCCGCUGGGCCUCCUGCGGCGUGGCGCCCGCGCCCCCGCGCUCUGAGCGCCCGGCGAGGGCGGGGGCACGGCCCUGGGGGCGGAGGGCACGGCCCCGGGGGCGGAGGUCAGGGCCCCGGGGGCGGAGGGCACGGCCCCUGGGGCGGAGGGCACGGCCCUGGGGACAGAGGUCACAGCCCCCGGGGCGGAGGGCACGGCCCUGGGGGCGGAGGUCACGGCCCCCGGGGCGGAGGGCACGGCCCCGGGGGCGGAGGUCACGGCCCUGGGGACAGAGGUCACGGCCCCCGGGGCGGAGGUCACGGCCCCGAGGGCGGGGGCACGGCCCCGGGGGCGGAGGGCACGGCCACGGGGACGGAGGUCACAGCCCCGGGGGCGGAGGGCACGGCCCUGGGGACAGAGGUCACAGCCCCGGGGGCGGAGGGCACGGCCCUGGGGACAGAGGUCACAGCCCCGGGGGCGGAGGGCCCUGGGGGCGGAGGUCAGGGCCCCGAGGGCGGAGGUCAGGGCCCCGAGGGCGGAGGUCAUGGCCCCGGGGGCAGAGGGCACGGCCCCCGGGGCGGAGGGCACGGCCCUGGGGGCGGAGGUCAUGGCCCUGGGGGCGGAGGGCACGGCCCUGGGGGCGGAGGUCAGGGCCCCGGGGGCGGAGGGCACGGCCCCCGGGGCGGAGGGCACGGCCCCUGGACCAGGGCCACGGGGGCUGGAGGGGGCCCAGCCUCCAGCACCGGGAGCCGGAGGCCCUGGACCCGCCCGGCAGCCCGAGCAGAGCCCCAGGUCAGCCUCCCGGAUGGAGGGACGCCCCCUGGCCGUCUGCACAGACUCGUGGACACAGGAGCGCCGGCCCCACUCCUGCUGGGAGGGUCUGUCCAGGAGACGCCGUCCCUGCUGGCCGGCGGGGACUGGGCAGCGGAGACCGGGCCUCACCCCGAGCCCAGCAGCUUCACCCCCUCGCCUCCCCACAGCCCCCUCAUCCCCGGUGCUUCCGUCCACCUGCCCCCCAACACUCCGAAGAGCCCCCCGAGCCAGGGCCCCCGGACAUGGCGCCACCCACAGAGGAGCGUGGCCCGGCUGCUUCCUGGCGGCUCAGGCUCGGGCCCUGAUGCCUUUGGCGGGGGCCUGGGGGCUUCUGCUCGGGGUCGCACCUCCCCUCGGGGCCCCCAGCACUUCCUCCCGGACGGCGUGGAGGCCGGGGAGGGAGCCUCUGCCGCAGCGGACGGAGGACGUGGCUGUGCAUGUGGGACGUGCAGGACGGGAGGCCUCCUGGGCGUGGGGAGGCCCCGGGCGUGGCUGCCAGCCCGCCGGCCGCCCACAUGGCAGGGGCCGUUCGCCAGGGUUCGAGAGCUGGGCCGGGAGGCGCCGCCUCAGCCCUGGAGGGCAUGGGGGCUCUGCUCGGAAGAGGCCGUCACCAAGGAGCCAGGGGCUGGAUCUGGGGGCACCGUCUGGGCUGGGUCAGUGUGAAGCCGGCUGUUUUGGGGUCCGGGGAGGCCGCCUGAGCAGGAAUAGGGAGGAGGGGGUCCCACAGGAGGGGGAGGGGCCAGACAGGAACUGCCGUCCCGGUGGGUGUGGCUGCCUCCCCCCUGAGCCCUGCCAAAACCCUCAGGGCUGCAGGUGCUGAAGGGCCUUGAGGUCACCCUGGUCCCCGGAAGUUAGCAACGAAUUUCACCCCGGCUGCCGAGGGAGGGGCACGAAGGGUCCUGCUUUAUUAAAAUUUUAUUUAAUAUGUU
Pipistrellus kuhlii (Kuhl's pipistrelle) is the source of this 3548-nucleotide messenger RNA. It is a transcript of the gene MMP17, whose product is annotated as matrix metallopeptidase 17. Bases 86 to 1873 code for a protein of 595 amino acids. Gene Ontology annotation, molecular function: metalloendopeptidase activity; zinc ion binding. Gene Ontology annotation, biological process: proteolysis; collagen catabolic process; extracellular matrix organization. Gene Ontology annotation, cellular component: extracellular matrix. The transcript is spliced from 10 exons. Lineage: Eukaryota; Metazoa; Chordata; Mammalia; Chiroptera; Vespertilionidae. The record is from RefSeq and is a predicted model, not a curated record.